GCGGGGAGGGGCGCGGGUGGGGGGGAGCGGCGGGCAGGCCGGGCAUGGCGUCGAUGGCGGCGGCGAUCGCGGCCUCGCGCUCGGCGGUCAUGAGCGGGAACCGGCCUCUGGACGACCGGGAGCGGAAGCGCUUCACCUACUUCUCGUCGCUGAGCCCCAUGGCCAGGAAGAUCAUGCAGGACAAGGAGAAGAUCCGCGAGAAGUACGGGCCCGAGUGGGCGCGGCUGCCGCCCGCGCAGCAGGACGAGAUCAUCGACCGGUGCCUGGUGGGGCCGGGAGCCCCGGCGCCCCGCGCCCCCGGGGACCCCGGGGACUCCGAGGAGCUGGCGCGCUUCCCCGGCCUGCGCGGGCCCACGGGCCAGAAGGUGGUGCGCUUCGGGGACGAGGACAUAACUUGGCAAGAUGAGCACUCUGCCCCUUUCUCCUGGGAAACGAGGAGUCAGAUGGAGUUCAGCGUGUGUUCCUUGUCUAUCCAAGAGCCGGGCAGCGGCCUGGCUGGCGAGCCGAGGCAGUCUAAAGCCUCCCAGGGCUCGCAGGCCCUCCGGCCCUCUCAGGGCGGCAAGUCCUCCAGCCUGGAUGCCCUGGGUCCCCCCCGGAAGGAAGAGGAAGCUUCCUUCUGGAAGAUCAACGCCGAGCGCUCCCGGGGAGAGGGGCCUGAGGCCGAGUUCCAGUCGCUGACCCCCAGCCAGAUCAAGUCCAUGGAGAAGGGUGAAAAGGUCUUGCCUGCCUGUUACCGGCAGGACCCCGCCCUGAAGGACAGGGAGGCCAAGGCCGAAAGGCCCAGCAACCUCCGCCAGGAGCAGCGCGGCCUCCCCUGCGUCAGCAUCGAGCCCGAGAGACCCCAGCCCGUCCAGGCCCGCCCCAGCACCACCCCGUCCGAGCCCGAGGGGAAGCUCUCCUCUCCCGAGGCCAGGCGGGAGGACGUGGAGGACGUAGAAGACUCUCUGUUCUUGGAACCCAUGCCUACACAGGUCACCUCAAGUAAUGUCGUCUUGAAGACAGGAUUUGAUUUUCUGGACAACUGGUAAAAUGUAUCAGACAACCAAAUAAUAAUAAUAAAACCAAGAACCCCUAAAUGUUUUCCAAAGUGGUGUGGUGGAGGAGGAUAAAAAAAAAAAAGGGCAAUAUUUCCCUGUGUAUUUUCCUGGUUUCUGUACGCUCUUUUCUUAAUCAUUUGGAAACUGGUAAAUAUCGCCUUGUCCGGAUUUCCAGAUUUUUCUCUUUUUUGGUAAGGCCAGAUAUAUAUGCUAUUUUCAGUGAUUUGAUAAACAGAAGUUUUACAUUUGGAAUUUUUAAAUGACCGUUAAGGCAUUGAGUAGGUCUUGUGAAUAAAGCCUCUGUUCCCAAUUCCACCCCGUUUUCCCCCCUCCCCGGAGAAAGAGUUUUCCCAUCAUGUCCCCAAAACCAUAAAAGCGAUUUCCGUCUCUUUCUCCUUUAGCCUCUCCCCUUUUGAAAUGAGCGGCGUGCGCUUUGCUGGGUGGCUGUCGGUGAUGCCCUCGGCUGUGGCGGCCUCAGUGUGCCGGGCUGGCCGUGACCGCGGGAAGAUUCCUCCCCACCCAGCAUUCCCGGAUGCCCAGGGCUUCCUGACGCCACGCCCCUUGCAUCGUGUGCCACACUCUACCCUCACGUCAUUUCCAGGAACCCCGCUGUUGGCACAUAGCAGAGAUGGUCUUCAAGCCGCCCUGAUCCGUACUCAAGCUGUUCGUCGUCGUUUAAGAAGAGUUGCAUGUUUAAAA
This is a messenger RNA of Leopardus geoffroyi (Geoffroy's cat), 1736 nucleotides long. RefSeq names its product chromosome D2 C1orf198 homolog (gene CD2H1orf198). The record is from RefSeq and is a predicted model, not a curated record. The transcript is spliced from 4 exons. NCBI's taxonomy places the organism in Eukaryota, Metazoa, Chordata, Mammalia, Carnivora, Felidae. The coding region runs from base 45 to 1028 and encodes 327 amino acids.